AUGCGCCUUCUACAGUGGGACAAUGGCGAAAUCAGCCUCACUGACCCUCUUUUAAACGACAAGCUGCCUAAGUAUGCGAUACUUUCACACACUUGGUUGCCAGACAACGAUCAAGAGGUCACCUUUCAAGACCUGAAAUCAGGUUCAGGAAAGUCUAAACCGGGGUUCCAGAAGAUUUGUUUCUGUGGAGAGCAGGCGACAAAGGAUGGUCUUCGAUACUUUUGGGUAGAUACUUGUUGUAUCAACAAGUUUGAUUCGAGUGAGGUCCAGAUGUCCAUCAACUCCAUGUUUCGAUGGUAUCAGAAGGCUGAGAAAUGUUAUGUAUUUCUCUCGGAUGUUUCCGUUGCGGAGGAUGCAACUGAAAAUAUUUCUCAUGUCGACUUUGUACCGGCUUUCCGGUCGUCUCGUUGGUGGACUCGAGGCUGGACACUACAAGAGCUCCUUGCCCCUCGUUCAGUAGAAUUUUUCUCUUACAACCAUAAGCGACUCGGUGAUAAGUUCUCUCUCGAUGGCCUUAUUAACGAUAUAACGAAGAUUCCAAUCAAAGCUCUUCGGGACUUUGGUAUCUCAAAGGUCGAUGUCGACCAAUGUAUUUCUUGGGUAUUGAAAAGAAAUACCAGAUACGAAGAAGAUCUGGCCUAUUCUCUGUGGGGAAUGUUCGGUGUAUCUUUGCCAGUUUUAUAUGGCGAAGGAAGAAAAAGGGCCUUUCGGCGGCUUCGACAGGGAGCCGAAAGCAAUGAACGAGAGACUGCCAUACAAGAGCUCACUGAUCGACUUGAGGUACGGCAUCGUUUGGUAUUAUGUGUAUCUAAGGGCCUUCAGUAAGUUCUACCUUUAUUUGAAGCUGGCAGUGCUGAUACUCGAUCAGAACGUCUCAAGUUGCAAGAGAAUACAACGAUAGAUGGAAGGGUCAUUAUCAGGAUGGCCACAUAUUCUGGAAAAACACGAAGAACUUUGGUGGUUUUGAACAAGCUUACAAAGAGAUUGCCGAAGAGUUGGCCAUACCAGUAUCUGAACAUCAUCGACCUAAUUAUCUGAUUCUAGUCCGGGACUGGCUAAACGAGCUUGCGAAUGGGCCAUGGCUCCUUAUUUUGGAUAACUUUGACAAUCCCAACCUGUUUUUCGAGCCGCAAGUAUCAUCAAACGUACCAAACCAGCUCCGAAUCAGCAAAUUUCUGCCUCAAGACGUCGACGCUUUUAUGAUUGCCUAAGGCCAUAGCGAAGACAACGGCCAGCCUCAAACAGGCCACCAAGAAGCAGCCAUUUUGAUCACCGCACUAGAUUCAAGCAGCGCGGUGAAAAUUUUGCGAUUAAAUAGAUCCAUAUUGAAAAAUGAACAGUUGGACGAAACCAAAUCUAAAUUACUCAAUAGCCUUCGAGACAGCAAUAUGAACACAAGUAGGAACCAAAUCGAGAAUAACCAUGCCGAGACAUUUUCUUGGAUCUUUGAUCCAGAGGGACAACGACCAUGGGAUAGUUUUCCCGAGUGGCUCAGUGGCGACAGCAGCGAAAUAUAUUGGAUACGAGGAAAAGCGGGAUCGGGCAAAAGUACUUUGAUGAAGUUUCUCGUGGAAGCGGACGAAACGAAAACAUACCUGAACCGGUCGGCUCCAGGUCACAUGGUGUAUUCCUACUUCAUUUGGAAUUCUGGAAGCACGAUGCAGAGAAGUCUGAAAGGUCUUCUCUCCUCUUUGCUAUAUCAAAUCUUCGACGAAGACAGUAAAAUCAUGGCGGAAGCUCUGAGAACAUGUCCGCACAUUUCCAAAGCCCAGAAUACUAAUGAUUGGUCGAUAGAGUCUUUGAGAAGUUUUCUCUCAAGUUCAUUGGCAUUUCACCAACAGCCUGUGUGUAUUUUUCUCGAUGGGUUGGACGAGAUCGCCUCAGAGCAAGAUUCAUCUGAACUCCAAGGUCCUUAUAAUCUCCUGCAUUUCAUAAAAUAUGUUUUAUCUUCUUCUAAAGGGAACACCAAGAUAUGUGUAUCAAGUCGCCCAGAACCCGCCUUUAUCUCUGAACUCCAAAAUUUCCCCAAGCUCCAGUUUCAAGAUCUGACAAAAGGAGACGUAGAAUCUUAUACUCGAGACUUUAUACGGAUCAAAUGCUCCUUUGAUUUCGAAGACGUCACCGAAGAAACAUUCGUUGAUGAAGUCGUUCGUAAGGCUGACGGGGUUUUCCUUUGGGUAUCGCUUGCUCUUCAAAGUCUGCAGAGGGGACUUUCUAGCGGGGAUCGCCCAGAAGAGUUGUUUAAUCGACUCCAGAAGCUCCCACGCAGGCUUGAGAAACUUUACGACAAUAUGUUCGAAAGGCUUAGCGAAGACCAGGAUAACUACAAACAUAUAGCAGCAAUGUAUUGCAACAUAUUUCUCGCCAUGAAAGAUUUGAUAGCUGGCAUUAUGGACCCUGGGGAGGGACCUUUCGAGUGGAAUCUACUUGGCUAUGCAAUUGCUUUCGAACCAGAAUUUUGGAAAACUCUCCUUGCAUCCACACCACAUCCGCAAGAAUUAAAACCGUUCCUGCUUGACUUCGAACGCAGAUUGACCUCGAGAUGUGCGGGGCGGCUUGAGGUUGUUUCGCAAUCAUGGCCCACAUUUGAACUAGAAAAGCUUCUAUCAGAGGAAAUCAUAACACCGUGGGAUAGAAUCAGUGUCGAGUUCAUCCACAGAAGCGCAAGGGAAUUUCUGCUUAAUUCUCGUGCAAGGAUGUUGGGCCUUGAUAAGACGCCGUCCUCAGAGAACCAAUUUCAAAUUCUACAAGCACAUAUUCUCACUGAAAAGUAUGAUAGCCACCGAUGAUAUCUUGACUUUGACCUGAUGAUGCACUGCAUUUCCUCGAAUAAAGUUUCACUACCACAAGAGAAAGAGCUUGAACUUGUUGAGCUUAACUGGGCGGUUUAUAGAAAGAACGGGUGGAAUUGGGGUUUUGACAACCUUGCCCGGUAUGGCUUCCCACAAGUUUACUCUCUAUAUGAAAAUGAAUGUGGACGCUCAAGUGCUGCUCUUCGGAAUUACCUACUGCUUUGUUGCAUGACGAAGUUUAUCUUGCGAACAAAUAGAACGGUAUCAGAACUUUUGAGAAAAGGUGCGGAUCCUAAAUGGCAUGGGCUUAUUAGCAUGAGAUCUGGGUCUCAAGUUCUACAUUUUCCUGUUCCUAUUCUCGGGUUGUCUUUUGGUACAUUCGACUACGACAGCAGUGAAAUAUCUGUAUUGAGUGAAGACCCCGAGCAAUUGGAACUCUUUCUACAUCUGUUCUUUGAAUCUGAUGCUGAACUCAAGCGGGAGUUUAUAUUCUGCGACGGAAUUGAGAGCGGCAUAGAAUACAUGGAAAGAACACGUCCGUUUUAUGAUAGACAUUUUAAUGGAGAUAAAAUGGGUUUUAUUAUAGAGAGUAACUGCGUGGAUGCUAUCCUAUCUGAAUUUGGGAAUGAGGUACCGGCACACUUUUUUAAACCUGGUUCAAACCUACAUUACACAAAAGCACAUCGCAAAAUCCUCAUCGUCAUGGAUUAUGAUGUUGCUUAUGAAGCGACAGAUGAAGAUUCUGACGCUAUCAACGAACUUCUAGGCUAGCCGAAAUCAUUACUUUCCUUGGGUUCGAGAGAAAAGUGGAAGAGGUACCCGGAUGAAAACCAAUGUGAGAUAAUACUUGAUAUGUUGAAAGGUAAAGAGGUGAACGAUGUCGCGCAAUGGCUUACUGAUAGGGGAUAUGUCGUUCUUCAAGAGAGUGACGUAGAAGGUAUCUCGAAUAGAACUCCAAUCCAUGAGAUGGCGGAAAUCUACCGGAAGAUCAAUGAGAAAGUUGGGGUUCAUUGUUCGGAUUAGCUUGUAUGAUUCGAGAGUCUCUGGUGGCAUCAUAUUUAUACCAAUCUGAUUCCAAUCAUCCAUUACCUUGAUGUGUUAUUGAACAUAUUACAGUCACAAAAGUUCAAGAAGUUUCGUUAUGUCGCUAAUCUCCUGCACUUUCUCACGAUGACCAACCACCCAGCCGCUUAUUUCAUUUGCUUUCUUGCAUCUCGAUAUACACAAGCCUGAGCCGGUUUCUUCUCGUACCUCGCCAUUUGAAGAUAUUUCCAUGUUCACACGCUUCACUUCUGGGACCAGCACCAGCUUCAAGAAGAAGGCUACGCACGGAGGAUAUCCGAGGCCGAUACUUUGUAAUGGUCACCCUACAAGCUCGCUCCGAAUUUAGCCUAUGUGAAAAAGGCAUACAUUAUGGUCAUAACCCGAUAAGAGUGGAGUGAGAAGUAGCCCUGAGAAAUCUUGUUUCCGUGGGGAGUCCAUAGGGGCACAGCUUCAUUUCAGACAAGACCUUUCAUUCCUACUCAGUCUCGGCAGCAAAGAAUGUGGUAACAAUACCCUGAAACAUAUGUUUGAUAUUCUGCGAUGCUUCUUGAGCAGUUUUGAAUCCUUGCUGAUCACGGAGUAUAUGCUUUGACACAAAUCUGGCGAGUACACUACUGUAAAUGCAAAAUAUUGCAUGCACCGAUCGAGUAAAGCAGCUUGACGAUUGAAAUUGUUACAUAUUGAGGCGCUGACUGUACUUGUACACGAUAGAACAACAAUAAUCGCCCCACUCUCAAAGGAUGGUAUUCGCAUGACGAAGGUGCAACAUGUCGCUCGCUUAGACCCGACCCUCUGCACGUAUCCCUAAAGCCCGGAAGAAAAGGCUUCUCUUGUCGUUGCAAUGUUGCUUGCAGGUGGGAAACCCUGCGUUGGUUAGGAAACUAUACAGAGCAUAGUGAUAAAAUUGUUUUGGGUUAACUUACCAGACUGUGGGAGAGCAAAUGGGAGAGCAGCAACGCCUGAGACCGCUGCGGCUGCGAUGAGGAGAAUUGAGAACAUCACGGGACGUCUGCAAACUGCUUAUUUAUAAUACAUAUGCACCUUCUAAGACUGAAGUUCACACUCCUACUUGGCUAAGAGGCUAUUGUUUAUUUAUUAUUUAUUACUAUUUAACGUCAGGCGGAUUCUAGCUCGCGUGGGCUAGGUCCUAGAAGAGUCCCAAAAUAGGGCAAAUGACGCUAGGGGGGUGCCCUAGGCUACAGGGGGUGUAAACGAAUGAGCUAAUUUACAAGAGACAAUUUAAAGAGAAGUUCCACUUUCAGAACAGCUUAUAUAAUUAAACGAGAAGGGAAAGAAAAGGAGGCGUGUCUAACUAGAGACAGAUUUUGAUGUAGAAUUCGGUCUUAAAGUAGACCAGGCUAAAAAGUUUCUCGCAGUGAUGUCCAAAGAGCAGCUGGGGGUUCUUCUUGGCCUUAGCUAAAAGCUUAGGGUCUUUGUUGUUUGCUAGCUUGCAGAAGAGUAGGUGGAACUGGGGGCUAAGAGGCUGUUAAACUCGCGAAGUGGUCGACAGGAGGCCACUGAAGUCGUAUAAUCAAAGAUAUGUGCGAGAGGGCGUACACUGUCAAUAUUCACUCCACUAAAUUACCCAGUUCCAAGGACACACCAUGCUGGGUUACCAGACUAUAAAGUAAAACCACCCUGCAGAACUUGGUUUGGCCAUCACACUGGUAAAGGACCGAAGUUAGUAUGAAACAAGCACUUUUGCAAAGUCUAAUAAAUUGCUCUACUCCAUCGGACCCUUUCUGAUAUUUCCAUGCCAAUCCAGUGAUACAACGCAACGGCAAUAGACUUGUGUGCCACCUGAGUGAUUCUCAAGACACAAUCACUGUCCAAUUGAUUUUCUUCACGAUAAUUGGUCGUAGUAGAUGAAGGAAAGAAGUUGAUACAACGCCAGUAUUGCCGGGGAAUUGUCAGCGUCAGGGGUUGAGGAGGUUGAUAAUCAUGAUAACAGCCAGCGCAAAAGUAUGAAAUAAUGGGCUUGACCGCCUCUAAAAGCCAUAAAAGGUGGCUUGCGGGGUCGCAAAUACAUACGGUAGGAGUUUCUUGGCUUACUCUGGUUGACUCAAACUUAUGAUACUGCUCUGCAGUAUAUACCGGACAAAUAAAUCCUCCUGAGUAACAGAAGUAUUAAAGUUGAGACCCCCUCGGCGAGUAUCUUUCAUUUACAGGUUCUUGCUCUUCUCGCCGUCUUCUUAUGUUUUGAAAUUGCCGUACUGGAUCACGUUAGUGUUCUCAAAAUCAGAAGCUAUGACUUUGACAGCGCCAGCAGAGACUCGGGCUAUGAAAAAUACGACUCUUACGAGACAUGAUUAAAAUUACACCAAGACAAGACACAGAAAAACCUUGAUACUCGGAUAGGUAGGUACCUUUUGUAAGUAAACGGUCUGGACAGCUCGGUUCUCCUCCACCUUUGUUACCUUUUGGUAUACGAGUACCUCCAUAUGAACCCGUCAAUCCUUAUAGCUUAGAGGGUUAUAUUGUGGGGUUAUACCCUGCCUACAAUGUUAUAUACUGUACAUGGAAGGAGGAGACGCGAGCUGUCUAGACCCUUUUUCCUUAAGGAUAUUACCAAGGUUAUUCUAAUGGCAAGACUCUUCAAAUAGGAUGUAAUAAGGUUGCAUAUUUAAGCAUCAGGAGUAUAUAAUGUAGUUAUCGAGUAUUAUACAUAUAUUCAUAACAUUAGUACAAGUACUGUUCAUAUAAUCUUAUAAUUAUUGUUGCUAAAAUGUCACUUUGUUUUAGAGGGAUGUAUAACUUCUAAGCAUAUAAGUAAGGUUAUUUUAUAUAAUUAAAAACUCUGGGAACCUAAAAUUCUUAAGUAUAUUCUUUGACCAUGGUUAUGCUCCUAAACCAUUAUAAAGGCGAUGGACAUAAGGGUAUGACCGCGGCAACCUUAAGGAGUGUAUCCCAGUAAAUUAUUAAGGUUUAAUUUGAAUGGAAGAUCCAGGUACUGUCAGAUCUCGAGUCGCAGGAGAGCUUUUUGCACUUGCGAAAGUUCGCAACUGGCAACCCUUUCCCCCUUGAUGUUACUAACACGGUAUUUCCUGGCGUAACAGACAAUAUUGAAUAGUUUCGACCCACAGUAUUUGUCCCUCGGUGUAUCAAGUUACGUAUGGUUAAGGACAUGUUGUAGCUCGAGAAGGGUUCGUAGUGAUUCGUCGGCAGACGUGGUUAAUGGCUCUAAUAAGCAAAUCUUGGUCUAUGAACCUUAUCAGCUUUGAGUUUGGCAGCGGAAAAGAUCCAGAAAAGCUACUCUGAGUGGAUCUGGCAGAGUUUGAGAUGUGCACCCAAGGAACAUCAGCUUAGAGAUAUAGACUCCAUUACUCAACAGCACUGGGUGGACGCUGGCAUAUGAGCAUGAGGCAAGGUGACGACAGGCUUGAAGCGUCGGUCGGUGUAUUCGUGGCCAAGAAAAUUAUCUACAAGCACACGUGUCAUAGGAGGCAAUAGUGGUUUGUGCCUUGGUAGGCGAGAGCGAAAAGGGGGGUUUGUUUGUUUUGAAUGGCUCACAAAAUUGGUGUCCUCUCGAUCGCUUCUCGUGACACCCUCCCUGGGGAAAUCGAUGCCCUCCACUUCCCCGCACCUCGGCGUUUCACCUCAUCGAGACAUCUCCACUUUCAUCAACGGACAACAAUUAUACCUUCGGAUUAUACUAGUAUGCGUCUUCUCCAUUGUCGCACACUUGAGCUCGAAGAUUUCUUUCAAAAUGCUACCCCCUCAUACGCCAUUUUGUCCCACACGUGGGAGAAAGAAGAAUUGGAUUGUCAUGAAAUCUUGAAUAUCAAUGGGUCUCACGAGCACGCUAAAAAGAAGACAGGCUUCCGCAAGAUAACAAAUUGUUGUAAGCAAGCUGCCGAAGACGGCUUUGAAUAUGUCUGGAUCGACACGUGUUGUAUCGAUAAAACCAGCAGCGCGGAACUCUCUGAAGCUAUCAAUUCGAUGUAUGUCUGGUAUUCUAAUGCGGCAAUCUGCUAUGCUUACCUCGUCGAUGUUCCAUUGCCUUCAGACCCACCGAGCUCGAGCUCGUUGGAGUCCUCUUCUGAUAAAGUGAAACGUUACUCAAAGUUUACCGCUUCAAGGUGGUGGACCCGAGGGUGGACACUGCAAGAACUGCUGGCUCCAACGAGUGUGCGAUUCUUUUCCCAGGACUGGAAGUUAAUUGGAACAAAAGAUUUUCUGAGCGAUUUGAUUGCCCGUGUUACCGGUAUUGAUGCAGCAACUCUCCAAGGAAGGCCUGUUGCGGAAGAGAGUAUUGCCAAGAGAAUGUCAUGGGCCUCGAAGCGAGUUACUACCAGAGUUGAAGAUAUCGCGUAUUGUCUUAUUGGUAUAUUUGGUGUUAAUCUACCCCUUCUUUAUGGUGAAGGGGAAAAAGCAUUUGUGCGACUUCAAGAGGAAAUCAUGAAAAGUUCCGAUGACCAGUCUCUAUUUGCUUGGCAGGUGAACGAAAAUACAGAAAACGUUGCCCGCCAAUCGAGUAUCAAACUGUUCAAGACAGAUGCCGAGAACAAUAAGGUCGAAGAUCUUCUCACUCAAAGACAGUUUGGGCCUCAGAAUCAACUAUCUUUACAAGAUUUGGGAGGCUUUCUUGCCAAAUCUCCAGCAGCAUUUCAAUAUGCUGGCAGUAUUGUACCGUAUCGAAAUUGGGAGAUCAGCACACCAUAUUCGAUGACUAACCAGGGAUUGCGUAUCCAGCUUGAGAUUCUAUAUCUAGAUGCGAAGGACUAUCUCGCAAUACUUCAAUGUCACUAUAAAGACAACUUUUUGGGUCCGCUGGGGAUAUAUAUAAAGCCAAUCGUCUCGGACAGUGGCGAUCAGUUCGCUCGGGACUUAUCUCAUCGGCAACCAGUAGUUGUGAUUCCCAACCAUGUAUCUACGGCCGUUCUCAGAACCGUAUAUAUCAGACAAGAAGUCCUGCUUCCAAGCUCCAGAGAUUACGAUAGAACCAAUCAUUUCCUCAUUCGAAGGCUUCCUGGGCCAGAAUAUCCUCUCGUUGUAGUUUAUCCGGAAGAGCAUUGGAACGACUCGCAGAAGAUCCUGAGACCGCCCGAUGGUCGAGGAGUGUUACUUUUUGCCAGCAUGCCGGGUUCACGAACACCAUUUGCGGUGAUCAUCCAAACUAACAUCAAGUCGAAUAAGUCGAGCCAGAGUUGCUACUGCUGCAAAGUAGUGGUCGACGACGAACGAAUAUCCAAUCAUGAUCCGGCUAGAUGGGGGUCCCUUCUGAAAGCGACUGGUGAAAGAUAUAUGGUUGAGGAGAUGUCCGGUUUAGAUGAGCAUACCGCACAUGCGGAGUUAUCUGAUCAAGACGCACGUUACAAGCAUAAGAUCACUGCAAAAAUCAGCAAGGAAACAUUCCUGGGCCAGGAAAUGUAUGUCGUAGAUGUCAGCAUUAACACUACGACACUGAAAUUCAGCUCUUUCUUUGCGACGGACUUUCUCUCUACGAAAGAAGGGAAAACGGCGAAGAACACGAAAUAUGAGCGGUUUCCUGUUAGGACCUAUGAACCACCGGAGAUUGCACUAUGA
This is a messenger RNA of Hymenoscyphus albidus, 9362 nucleotides long. The record is from the annotation of a GenBank genome assembly. Lineage: Eukaryota; Fungi; Ascomycota; Leotiomycetes; Helotiales; Helotiaceae.